AUGGAGAAUGAUGGCGGCGAGCUCACCCAACGUACUACUGCCCCCUCUCGUCUGCUCCCCGCUCCGACUCAGAAUGUCCUGGAUCCUCGGCGUGUCGGCAAGCAAAAUUCGGGCUUCUCCGACGAUGACAUUUCCGACAUCAUCUGCCUCCUCUACCCAUACUCCCCUUUUGCCCGCCAAGAGGUCCUUCGGAUAGCCCAGCACGACGCCACCCACAUCCUCGGUCGCGAACAAGCCGCCGCCAUCGAGCCCGACUAUGACCAGGAGCACCAGGCCGACAACUUCCAGCUUGCGCCACCGAACACGGGUGACUAUGCCCUCAUCCUGAGGCUGUCGACGCUGGUCAAGGAUCCGUUGCAGGGGUUUCAGUUUGGCCGGAACGCGUCACGGUGCGAUGUGUGCUUCAGCAAUGACCCUAUGAAGAGACUAUCAAAUGUCCACUUUCGGAUCUACGUGAACAAGUAUGGCGUCGUCAUGCUGGAGGAUCAGUCCACGAACGGAACCUUUGUGGAUUCUAAUCUCCUGAAGGGCAAGAACCCGAACGACAAGAUGGAUGUGCGGCGGACAUUGAGUCACGGCUCCAAGAUCAAGAUCCUGAUGCAUUCCGAGCAGCAGGAUCUGGAGUUCCUUGUUCGGAUACCCAAGCGCGAGGGGGAGUACGACAGAGCUUGGAUCCGAAAUCUGGAGGACUACUUCGAGCGCAUCGACGAUCUGCAGAAAGAGGCUGCGGAAACAGUGGUACCUACCCCAGGAGGCGGGCAUCCCGAUCUCUUCUCUUCACCUAAAAAUCGACCGCCGCCGGCGCAGCCGCCCAAGAGGAUACCACUUCCGUCCGGCACGACACAGGAGAACGUAGACCGGUUCCCUCGGGAGUGGCGUGGCUCUAACAAGUACAAUAAGGUCGGCCAGAUCGGCAAGGGCGCCUUCGCCAUUGUCCACAAAGUCACGUCCAAGUUCGACGGCAAACCUUACGCAGCGAAAGAGCUGGAGAAGCGGCGGUUCAUGAAGAAUGGAGUUCUGGACCAGAAGGUCGAGAACGAGAUGAGGAUCAUGCAGAAAGUCCAUCAUGCAAGUCUCCUUCCCCGACGUAGGACCCGUGUCUACGACUAA
This is a messenger RNA of Verticillium alfalfae VaMs.102, 1110 nucleotides long. RefSeq lists its product as hypothetical. The transcript is spliced from 2 exons. Gene Ontology annotation, biological process: protein phosphorylation. Bases 1 to 1110 code for a protein of 369 amino acids. Gene Ontology annotation, molecular function: protein kinase activity; ATP binding; protein binding. NCBI's taxonomy places the organism in Eukaryota, Fungi, Ascomycota, Sordariomycetes, Glomerellales, Plectosphaerellaceae. The record is from RefSeq and is a predicted model, not a curated record.